Molecule: messenger RNA, 1053 nt
Organism: Stylophora pistillata
Lineage: Eukaryota; Metazoa; Cnidaria; Anthozoa; Scleractinia; Pocilloporidae
Source: RefSeq, a predicted model, not a curated record
AUGCAGCGCUAUUACGGAAGUCGAGCUCAUCAUGGCAAGAACGGGAAUACAACAUUUGUCGAGAAGUCAACUCGCGGGUAUGACAAUCUGCCCGAAGCACUGACACUCAAUAGGAAGAUUCUGGAGGGGUCCAAGAUCCACACCGGGAAAACUACAGGUGUGUCGGGCAGCCACGUUGUAAACUUCCAAAUGGCUGACCAAGUUAAACGUAUAUUUGGCGUAAUCGCUGCUGUUGGAUCACAUUCUACAAUCAAGGCCACCUCCCUUGACUUUGAACUUGCUCAGAGCAUUGGCCAACAGACCUUUGAAAACUUAAGACCAUUUUUCUGUGGUGUUCUGAAAGAUGACAAUGAAGUAAGUGCCUCUGGAAAGAAUACAAAGGCUCCUUUGGGUGUGGAAGUUCUAUAUGGGGCCUUCAAAAAAUGGGGCUACCAGACGCUCUUUCAAGAGGACCUUUGUUGGUACGAUGUAUGGGGAAGUGUGUUAACAGAUAUCGAAAGGAGGACUAUGCCUAAAACAAAUUCUGAAUACCAAGCGAGGUGGAAAGAAUUCGAGGAAAAGAGGGCACAAAAGAUGGUUGAUCUUGUCGGGAUUACACAUUUUUCCUGCACCGUCUUGGCCAGAAUUGGAAGGACCAAUCAUUAUGACAGUCCUCACAAAAUUUGUCUCAAUGGGCAGUUUUACAGCUGGUACUUCUUUGACCACAUAAGAAAGGUGUAUACUGCCUUAGAAAACAACAGAAAAGCCAAACCAUUGGUGUCGUACAUGCAUUUCAACACGGGACAUGAGAUGACCGGGACGCGGAUGAUCAACAUGGAUGCCGGUAUGGCAAAGUUUUUCACGGAUAUGGCCUCGUUACCAAACACCUUGACUGUGAUUUUUUCUGACCAUGGUCACAAAAUGACUCCAUUCAGUUACACUGAAGAGGGAAGGAGAGAGUUAUUUGAUCCCGUGUUCCUCAUGAUUGUCCCGGAUGGAGUUAAGGAAAAACUGGGUCCAGAAAGGAUGGGAGCCUUGGUAACAAANAUUUAUGUGGUAGAAAACCAGGAUUAA